Messenger RNA from Mucor velutinosus, 2097 nucleotides. Its product is annotated as alpha-tubulin. Gene Ontology annotation, biological process: response to oxidative stress. The record is from RefSeq and is a predicted model, not a curated record. Gene Ontology annotation, molecular function: heme binding; peroxidase activity. Lineage: Eukaryota; Fungi; Mucoromycota; Mucoromycetes; Mucorales; Mucoraceae. Bases 1 to 2097 code for a protein of 698 amino acids. The transcript has 7 exons.
AUGUUGGGACCCUCUCCUGUACUAAAGCAACAGCAACAGCCGCAACCUCAAGAACCCAAUUCAGUCAAGAGCUAUCUUAAUAUGAUCAAGCAUGACAUGGAGGAAGAGGAUCUCCUCAAGAGUUUCAAAGCCAUUACGCAUCAAAUGCAGCAAACAAAGCAGAUGCCAAAAGCCAAUGGCACUCGAUCUGUGGUCCCUCCAUCACCUUCCAGCGCUCCUACUGGCAGUAAAUGGACUUUGGACGCAUUAGCUGAGAAUAUCAAGGCUGCUUUUCACAUCAACCCAACCAAUGCAGGCGCCAUUAAGGACAUUGUAAGCUUGCCAUUCAAGGAUCAAUUCGUUUUGUUGGGGGCCAUUAUAGAGAGAUUGCUCAGUAAGAAUGCACCUACAAACGAUCGCAACAACACGUUUGAAACUGUCAUGAACAUUUUGGGCAGCCUAGGACCUGAAUAUAGCGAUUUGGUGUACAUAGUGACUCAGCCACUCAUUGCUAACUUCUAUGAUGAUAUCCACAAGCCGUACAUCAACUAUGUGGGCAACCAAUUCCGUACAGCAGAUGGUAGCUACAACAGUGUUGUGUUCCCAGGUGUGGGCAAAGCUGGAUCCAACUACACUCGCUCAGUCACAAGCACCAGCAACAACAAUACCAAUCUACCAUCGCCCAAAGAUGUGUUUGACAAAUUGCUCAAGAGACCCGAUGGAGUGUUCGAAGAACACAAGGGUGGCAUCAACAUGAUGUUAUUGUAUCUAGCCAUCAUCAUUACUCAUGAUUUGUUCUAUACGGAUUCAAGCGACCCAAUGCGCAACUUGACCACUAGUUAUUUAGAUUUGUCCUCGUUAUAUGGCUAUAAUCGUGCGGAUCAAGAAUCAGUGCGUCAAAUGGAAUAUGGUCUCUUAAAGCCCGAUCAAUGGUUCGACAAGCGUCUCGUCAUUCAGCCUGCCGGUGUCGCCGGUUUGAUCGUAGUCUUCUCUCGUAACCACAACUACAUUGCAAAGAAGCUGUUGGAGAUUAAUGAAAACGAGCGCUUCUCCUAUGGACCUGGUAAGCGAUUGCAAACCAAGGAAGAGCAAGAUGAGAAGCUGUUCCAGACUGCUCGCUUGAUCAACAAUGGUUGCUAUGCCAACGUCAUUAUCCAUGACUACAUCCGUACAAUCAUUGGUACAAGUGCUGACUCGGAUUUCGUUCUUGAUCCCUUUGCUACACCAAGUGAUCCCGUCUACGGCAAUGCAGUCUCAAUUGAAUUCAACGCCAUCUAUCGUUGGCAUGCAGCCAUCGGCAAAGAAGACUCAGAAUGGUUGACUCAAGUGAUGAAUCUGUUGAUGGCAAAGAUGCAGGCCAGUUGUCAGGAAGAGCGUCAUCCUGGUCUAGAUCGUUCAUUGAUUAACAAGGGCGCACAAAAUGUGGGUAUUUUCGAUCAGCUACUAGAAGGUUUCAACGAGUAUUUCGUUAAGGCUAGCCCUGAGGAGUUGGCAAGAGGUCUGCCAAUCGCCAGUGCGCAUCGUGGUGAAGAUGGCAGCUUUGCAGAUGCUGAUAUUCUUCGUGUGCUCAAGAAUGGAUACAAGCAAUCAGCUUCAGAAAUUGGUAACGGCCGCAACACACCAGCUGCAUUGGAGCAUGUCGAAAUUGCUGGCAUCAACCAGGCUCGCAUCCUAGAUACAUGUUACUUUAACGAUUUCCGCAAAUUCCUCAAGCUGACAACCUUGGAUACAUUUGAGGAUUUCUCAGAGAAGAAGGAAGUGCAAGACGCAUUGAGAGAACUGUACGGUCAUCCUGAUAAUGUGGAACUGUAUGCUGGUUUGAUGGUAGAGCGAACCAAGCAGACUGGCUUGAGAUUGCCGUAUACCAUGGGAAGAGCCAUUUUAAGUGAUGCUGUCAAUUUGUUACGAAACGAUCGUAUUUUGACCAAGGAACUUACGCCUGCUAAUUUGACCAACUGGGGCUACCAAUACACUCGCGGUGACCCUAAAUCGAACAAUCGAAUUUUCCCUACAUUAUUAAGCAACCUGUUCCCUGAAGUCCGCCCUGAAUCUGAUGAAGCAUUUACUGCAGAACAACUCAAAACUCUAUUCAACGUUCCCAAGAAACCAGCAAAGUAA